AUGCUUUUGUCAUGGAGCUACGACAGUUGGUUUGAAACAAAUCUUCGAUGUUCCAAGAAAACCUUUUUACGCGUCGCCAACUUCCUACAAUGUCAGGGGGUUCGAUUCGCUGCGGCGAAAUCGAAGCAGCACUGCUAUAACAAAAAGGUCGCUGCUGCGCUUUACUUCAUGGGUUCGACCGGAGGAUACAGGGAGGUUGGAGGUGCAAUGGGUAUGUGUAGGAGCUACGUUUCAGAAAUUACUGCAGAAGUUGUUCGAGUUCUAAGGGCUGCAGCUCCCCAAAUUGUGGCAUUUCCACGGGACCAAGGCGGUUGGGAUGCAAUCGAGUCAGAAUUUGCGGCGCGACAUGGGUAUCCUGGUGUCGUAGGUGCAAUUGAUGGAUCUCUAAUUGAAGUCGAGCGUCCCUACGAGUUUGAUGGUUUUUAUUGCCGCAAGUGCUACCCGGCGUUGAAUGUGCAAGCGAUCGUCACCAGUGAUAAUGUUUUCUUGAGUGCUGAAGUUCGUCCUGGCUCCUGGUCGGAUCGAAAGUGCUGGCAGUAUAGCAAAAUUGGUCGAACGGUAUACAGUACGAUACCACCAGGAGCUCAUUUUAUUGGUGACGCUGGAUACGCAUUACUGCCUGGACUUAUAGUACCGUACAGUGAUCGGGAAGAGGGUGGAGAGCUGUCACCCAGACAGAGACAAUUUAACUUUUUGCACUCAAGUACUCGCAUGGCUGUAGAGAGCACCUUUGGAAUUUGGAAAGGUCGUUUCAGAAUACACCACUGA
Molecule: messenger RNA, 768 nt
Organism: Phytophthora infestans T30-4
Lineage: Eukaryota; Oomycota; Peronosporomycetes; Peronosporales; Peronosporaceae
Exons: 2
Coding region: 1-768 (255 amino acids)
Source: RefSeq, a predicted model, not a curated record